AUGGUUCUGGAGCUGGAUAGGGUCCUGAUGCUGCGCGCCGCCGUUCUCGCCGUCGUCGCCGGCUUCGCCGCCGCCGGAUUCAUCUCAAAUGACGCGCUCCAGUCGCACUCGCACGGCCGGAGCUUGCUGCAGGCCAAGAAGGAAUGCCCGGUGACCUUCGAGGGGGCCAACUACACCCUCAUCACGAGCAAGUGCAAGGGCCCCCUGUACCAGCCGGCGCUGUGCUGCGCGGCGCUCGCGGAGUUCGCGUGCCCCUACGACACCUACAUCAACGACCUCGCCACCAACUGCGCCGCCACCAUGUUCAGCCUCAUCCACCUCUACGGCAAGUACCCGGCGGGGCUCUUCGCCAAUACAUGCAAGGGGGACAACCUGGGGCUCAAAUGCCCUGAGGACGUCCCGCAGGUCCAGCCGGGCGAGGAGGGCAAGAGCUCCGCCGCCGUUGCUACUGCCGCACAGGGGGCACUCGUCGCGGCCAGCGCAGCUGUCAUGUCCCUGCUCAUUGUAAUGUCUUGAUCAGAGCCGGACGGUAGCUGUACGUCGCCAUGAUCAGAAGUCAUUCGUGUGUGCCGUGUGCUUGUGCGCUGGUUUCUGUUGCAUGCAUUAGUUUGUGGUCAUAUGUAAUUCUGGAUCCUGCACAGGGUGAUCAUUCACCGAUUAACAUUUUAACUUGUUCUUUUAACCGCUGUACAUUGUUACCAGAAGGGCUAGGAAUUUGGGCAGAGUCAGCUA
Aegilops tauschii subsp. strangulata is the source of this 732-nucleotide messenger RNA. The record is from RefSeq and is a predicted model, not a curated record. Lineage: Eukaryota; Viridiplantae; Streptophyta; Magnoliopsida; Poales; Poaceae.